Molecule: messenger RNA, 2146 nt
Organism: Carica papaya (papaya)
Lineage: Eukaryota; Viridiplantae; Streptophyta; Magnoliopsida; Brassicales; Caricaceae
Product: ethylene-responsive transcription factor ERF119
Biological process (GO): regulation of DNA-templated transcription
Molecular function (GO): DNA-binding transcription factor activity; DNA binding
Source: RefSeq, a predicted model, not a curated record
ACUGUUUUUCACUCUCUCUCUCCUUCUAUAUUACUGUUUCUGCAAAGCCCCAUAAAUUACUUGUUAGCCGAUCUUUGUCAUGUUGUAGAGAGAGAAAAAUCGUGGCCAUAGAUUUGUAAUCCGCUUGACUCUCUUUAGGCGAUUGCUCUGUUUUGCUGCUAUAUCUAGCAGUAUCUUACGAGCUUUUUUGCCUUUUGUUCUCUCUUGAAGGAGGUAAGAGCUCUUUUGCUGCUUAUCUAGCGGUAUUGAGGAGGAACGAGAGUGAGAGAGAAGGCCAGGCUGAGGAGUAGAUUUAUGUCGGCUUGUUUUGAUUUGGUUGUGAUUGGGGCUCUGUUGCAGCUCUGGAUUUUUUCUUUCUCUUCAAUCUCUGUUUUGCUUGCUAUCUCUUGCCUUCUUCUCUGCUGCGUCCGGCAGAGGUUGAAUCCGGUGUUCCCGUCCGUUUCGAUGCCUUUGAGACCAAAGAGGACUUCUUCUCGAGUGGUGUGUUUCGGGGAUUUUGUUAUAAAACAACGAUUUUUCUAUCUUUUUCUCUUUUUGAGAGGGGCUCUUACUUGAUACUGUCCUAAUUUUUCGUCAUUUUCUUUCCCUGAUUUCCCUUAUUUUGAGCUUUUAUCUCGGUAUUUUUUGAAGGGGUUUUGGUGAGUUUUUAUCCUUUUGCAAAAAUGCCAGAGCCUCGAAAACAGUCCUUGAAUCAAACAAAUAAAACCUGCAAAAAAGCUACUAAGAAAACAAACCAAACAAGCGACGUUCCUGUUUCCUCAGAGAAGUCCAAAAUGAUGAGGAAAAUCCGUGUUAUCGUUGAUGAUCCUUAUGCCACUGAUUCAUCUUCAAGCGACGAUGAACCAGAUUACGGCAAAGUCCGGAAAAGAAAGCGUAUUGUUCGCGAGAUCAAACUUCCUAUCCCUAUUGUUGCAUCCGCUCAAUCAAAUCAUAGUGAACCAGAGAGCUCCUGUCAAGACAGUAACUAUGGAAGCAAAACCCUUGUCCCCAAAACCCCUAUCUCGAAGAAAAGGGUUUUGACUAAGACCAUGAGUAAUAGAAGACCAGCUGGUUCGAAACCAGUAGGUGUCAGGCAAAGGAAAUGGGGGAAGUGGGCUGCUGAGAUUAGGCAUCCUGUUACUAAAACAAGGAUGUGGUUGGGUACUUAUGACACUCUUGAACAAGCAGCCAAUGCUUACAAUGCUAAGAAGAUCGAGUUCGACGCUAUUGCCAUGGCUGCGGCUGGUACUGAGAAGAGCAAUAACUUGUCUUGUUCGGUUGCAGCUUCACACUCUCACAACACCGACCCUGCUGCUUCCUCUGAUGGAUCUGAGAGUGUUUUAUCGCACACGUCACCCUCUUCAGUCCUCGAAUUGGAUACUUCUGCUUCGGCCUCAGCCUCAGCCUCUGCUUCUGCCUCGAACAUUGACGUUGAUUGUGGGGAACCCGUAAAGGAGGGGUUCACUUUAGAUGUGGAUGAUGAUUGUGAUGAUUUGAUCAAGGAAGAGUUCGGUUUUAACUUUGCAGAUCUGCAGAUACCCGAUUUGGGUGGCUUCAUUGAUGAGCCACUGAUGUCUGGUACGGUUGAGCAGGAGCUCAACUUUGGAGGGGGAAUGGAUUAUCUUUUUGUGGAUGAGUUUGGAAAGCUUAUGGAUGAUUAUUGCACAAUUGAUGACUUGAGUAUCCAUGGAAUUCAAGGAGAUGAUCCGAGUGACCUUCCUGAUUGUGAUUUUGGUGAUUGUGAUCUGGAGCUGGUUGUGGAUGAUGAUAAAUUUGGUUUCGUUGAUAAAGUUGCAGCACCCCUCAAUAUUGCAUGCCCUUAAGUUUUGCAGCUAGGAUUUAGUAGUACUUCUCGUCUCUACUACUAUUAAAUUAUUAUUAAUAUCAUUGUUAGUUGUUAUUUGAAGUUGGUUUUACGAUAUACCCAGAAAGAGAUGUUAAGAACCGGAAAAGGGUUCUUGAGAUAGUGGCUUUUUGAGUGAGUUUGGGUUUUUUGUUUAUUUACAAGUUGAGAGGGAGGGAUGCGGAGAGAUGAGCCCCAUUUUGUGUGAUGAAAAGGGUAUCUCCUUUGGGUUUUCCCGUGCUACUAGAGCCGUCCAAAGGGGUGGUUUUGUUGAUUUUGGGAGGGAAGGGAGGAGGGGUUGGGUAUUGAUAUCAUUUCAUUGCA